GCCAUUUUGCAGCGACCUAACACAUAUAAAUAUACAGUCAAUUGUCCUUUAUUCAUACCUCAGUAAUUAUAUACAACGAUUUGUAAGAAAAAUGUCUAGUCCAUGCAAAAUCACCACUAAGGGCUUCGGAACCAUGUCAAUGACUUGGUGUCCCGUCCCACCAGCAUUCUCCCAAUCCCUUGAGACUUUGAAAUAUGUAAAAGACACUUACGGAGUUAAGUUUUUUAACGGUGCAGAGUUCUACCAAUUUGCAGCCGAAACUGCGAACUUGAAGUUAAUUAGCCAAUUUUGUGAACAAGAAAAGGACGCUGAUAUUAUUGUUUCCAUAAAAGGAGGCAUUGACUUCAACACCCAUGCCCCUAACGGUACCAGGGAAUUCAUAAACCAAUCGAUCAAUAAAUGUCUUUCUUACUUUAAGGAUUUGGAGGUCAAGCCAAAGAUUCUUUUUGAAUGUGCUAGAGUUGAUCCUAAUGUUCCAAUUGAAGAGUCUGUGAGUUAUAUUUACGAAAGAGUUAAGAGUGGUGAUCUUGCUGGUGUCUGUAUUAGUGAAGUGGGUGCUGAAUCUGUAAAAAAGGCUGCUGCAGUGGUACCAAUUUCUGGAAUUGAAGUGGAAUUUUCUUUGUUUUCGGAAGAUAUCUUUACCAACGGUGUUUUGGAAGAAGCUUCUAAACAUCAAAUUCCUAUUAUCGCCUAUUCCCCUUUGAGUAGAGGAAUUUUGACCGAUCACGCUGCUGAAGAUCCUGAAUUCUUGAAAUCCCUUGACCCAAACGAAUUUAAGGCUAAAUUCGAGAGAUUCCAGCCUGAAAACUAUGAGAAGAACAAGGGUCGCUUGAAUGCUUUAUACAAGUUUGCCAAGUCGAAGAACUUAACAUUGGAAGCUUUGGCAUUGAGUUACGUUCAAAGUGUUUCCGGACUUGAGGAUUUUGAAGGAAUCCCAAAGGUCACCAAGAUUAUUCCUAUCCCAUCCGGAUCUACCAAGGAAAAGGUCGACAAGAACUUUGGUGGUCCAGUUCAAUUACCAAGAGAAGAUAUUGAAGCGCUUCAUAAGAUCCUCGAGGAAUACCCUAUUGCUGGUGGUAGAUACUACCCUCAAGCAGCUGCUUUGUUGGAAGGUUAAAAUAGCUCUUUCCUACAGUCGCCUUAUAUUUUUUGUUCUCUUCGCUACAUAUAUUGUUAUAUGAGUAAGUAUAUAUCUGGUGAAAUAUUUACCAUCACCUUCUAGAUUUCAAUCGAAAACCCUAGUGGUAUAAGGCUGUCUUUUGUAAGGACACUCUAAAUCUUUCAAAGUUACUCUACACUUGUUGAAAAGCUCUUCUAUAGAAUUAGAUUUGGGAGUCUUUAAUCGCACUAGUUAGUUAUCUAAUAGAAGACAAUCGAGAACACAAAUACCAGCGUAGACAACUUACUGAAAAUGUAUUCGAGGAAACAAGUAUGUGCCAUCCUAACAGUUGUCCACUCAACACCUCUAUAAUGGUGAACCAUAUCCGACUUAUAUGUUCAACAUCUUUUUAACCUUCUUAAAAUAGAUAUGGAUCCAUGCUUGUUCUCCCAAGUAUUGUUGAAAAGAUACUUGACGGCCGCGUCGUACUUUUGGUUUCGAUCU
This is a messenger RNA of Yamadazyma tenuis ATCC 10573, 1603 nucleotides long. Its product is annotated as pyridoxal reductase Plr1. Lineage: Eukaryota; Fungi; Ascomycota; Pichiomycetes; Serinales; Debaryomycetaceae. Gene Ontology annotation, cellular component: cytoplasm. The record is from RefSeq and is a predicted model, not a curated record.